AUGGCACCCGCCGCGACAGACACCAAUUGGUCUGUCAAUUACGAUGUCCUAAAGCGAGAGAAGCUUUUUCGAAACCCUCCCGAGGACAAGACCGCGUACCCCUCCCUCGCCGCAUCCAUCAAGCCCCAUGUCGACUCCUUCAAUGCGCUUUUCGAGAGCGGCGGAAUUCUCGAGGCCGGUCUGAAGGAUAUCGGCACCCGAACUUUCCUCGACGAGGUUACCGAAACCGCCGAGCAGAAACAGCAGCGUCUGGCGGAGGGCCGAAGGGCGCCGAGGCGGAACAAGCUCCAUGUUCGCAUCAAGGAAGUUUUCCUCGAGAAGCCGGCCAUUCCUGUGACCAACAAGUUCACUGCUCGCAACCGUAACAUCUAUCCAUCUGAGUGCAGAGAAAGACAUGCGACGUAUCGUGGAAAGCUCCGCGCGAAGAUUGAGUACCGAGUCAACAAUGGAGAUUGGGCGGAAUCGGUUAGGGAAAUGGGUCAAGUCCCUAUCAUGCUAAGGACCAACAGAUGCUACCUGGAAAAGGCGACGCCGGCGGAGCUGGUCCAGCACAAGGAGGAAUCAGAAGAAUUGGGCGGCUACUUUAUCGUCAACGGUAACGAAAAGUUGAUCCGAAUGCUGAUCGUCGGGCGAAGAAACUACCCCAUGGCCAUUGUCCGUAACACCUUCACGAACCGUGGUCACGCAUACACAAAAUUCGGUAUCCAAAUACGAUCAGUACGACCGGACCAGACCUCGCAGACGAACGUUCUACACUACCUCAAUGACGGAAACGUGACAUUCCGAUUCUCAUGGCGAAAGAACGAGUUCAUCGUCCCGGUGGUGAUGAUUCUCAAGGCUUUGGUGGAGACGAAUGACCGCGAAAUCUUCGAGGCGAUUGUUGGCGGUUCCUCUUCUGAAGGAAUCAACAACACCUUCGUGACAGACCGAGUGGAACUGCUGCUGCGAACAUACAAGGCAUACAAGUUGCACAGCCGUUCAGAGUGCCGAGCAUUUAUUGGAGAGAAAUUCAAGCCCGUUCUUGGUGUCCCGGCAGAUAUCUCCAACGAGGAGGCUGGUACGGAAUUCCUUCGCAAGGUGGUCCUGCCACACUUGGGCAACCAGAAUGUUACGGAGACGCAGGAUUACGACAAGUUCAAGAUGCUCAUGUUCAUGAUCCGCAAGCUCUAUGCCGUCGUCGCCGGUGAUUGCGCUCCCGACAACCCUGAUGCUGUCUCGAACCAGGAAAUUCUGCUUGGAGGAUUCCUGUAUGGUAUGCUGCUCAAGGAAAGGCUCGACGAGUGGGUGAGGUCUUUCGCGCCUAUUCUCAAAGAUUGGUCCAACCGCAACCAUGGCGCCAGAUUCACAGACCCUGCUUUCGAGAGGGAUUUCGUGAGCAAAGUGGUCAGAAGGUCAAAUGAGAAUAUCGGAGGUGCUAUGGAGUAUUUCCUAUCGACCGGUAACCUUGUCAGUCCCACUGGUCUCGAUUUGCAGCAAACGUCUGGUUACACUGUCAUGGCGGAAAAGAUCAACUUCUACCGAUUCAUCAGUCAUUUCCGCAUGAUCCACAGAGGUAGUUUCUUCGCACAGCUCAAGACGACUACAGUCCGUAAACUGCUUCCUGAGAGUUGGGGUUUCCUCUGCCCUGUGCACACGCCUGAUGGUUCGCCCUGUGGUCUGCUCAACCAUCUUGCGCACAAGUGUCUGGUUGCUACGAAAGAUACCGACGUAUCUCACAUUCCAAAACUCCUUGUCCAGCUUGGUGUUCGCAACGAGUCGUCUGUCUCAUUGGACGAAAGCGUUUCUGUUCAACUGGACGGCAGGAUUGUCGGAUACUGCUCACCAAAGCAGGCCCGUGUGGUCGCUAGCACUCUUAGACAUUGGAAGGUCUCCGGCACCAACAACGUUCCCCUUGACCUGGAGAUUGGCUACGUCCCCAACUCCACCGGCGGUCAAUACCCCGGUAUCUACAUGUUCUCCCAGGCCGCCCGAAUGUACCGUGAAGUCAAGUACCUCCCGCUCGACAAGCUCGACUACGUCGGGCCCUUCGAACAGCCGUUCAUGGAGAUUGCCUGCUUGCCUUCAGACCUGGUUCAAGGCCUAUCAACACACAUCGAAUUCACCCCUACAAACAUCCUCUCCAUCGUCGCCAACAUGACCCCCUUCUCCGACUACAACCAAUCUCCCCGUAACAUGUACCAGUGCCAAAUGAGCAAGCAGACCAUGGGAACACCAGGUACAGCAAUCGACUACCGAACAGACAACAAGCUCUACCGAUUACAGACCGGUCAAACGCCUAUCGUGCGACCACCGCUCUACAAUGCCUACGGUCUAGACAACUUCCCCAACGGCACGAACGCCGUUGUUGCUAUCAUCUCAUACACGGGUUACGACAUGGACGACGCUAUGAUCAUCAACAAAUCCUCUCACGAGCGCGGCUUCGGAUACGGAACCGUCUACAAGACGAAGGUGCACUCCCUUGACGACAAGGACUCAAGACGCACAAAGUCCAAACAAGCCGUCCAGAAACUCUUCGGUUUCGCACCAGGCGCUGAGAUCCGCGCCGAAUGGCGCGCUACUCUCGACGAAGACGGGCUUCCUCACAUCGGCGCUGAAAUCAAAGAGGGCAGCAUCGUAGCCGCCUACCACACCGUCCGUUACGAUGCAAGCUCCGACUCAUACAUCAACGUCGACGGCAUCACGCAGUUCGUGAAAUACAAGGACAGCGAAAAGGCCUUCGUCGACAGCAUCCGCAUCAUGGGCUCUGAAACCGGUACCGAGCCCGCACAGGCCCUCAGCGUCAAGUACCGUAUUCCACGAAAGCCCAUCAUCGGUGACAAGUUCUCUUCUCGUCACGGUCAGAAGGGUGUUUGCUCGCAGCUCUGGCCUGCCGUCGACAUGCCUUUCUCCGAGAGCGGCAUCCAGCCUGAUCUGAUCAUUAACCCUCACGCUUUCCCAUCUCGUAAGCCAAAUACCACCCCAGAACAUUCUAAGACAAACCUCACUAACACAAUGCCAGGUAUGACAAUCGCCCAAAUGAUCGAAUCCAUGGCCGGAAAAGCCGGCUCGCUGCACGGCCACCCACAAGACUGCACCCCCUUCCAAUUCUCCGAAGAGCACACAGCAACAGACUACUUCGGCGAGCAGCUCCGCCGCGCCGGGUACAACUACUACGGCAACGAGCCCCUCUACUCCGGUAUCACGGGCAAGGAGUUCGCCGCCGACAUCUUCAUCGGCGUCGUGCACUACCAGCGUCUGCGUCACAUGGUGAACGAUAAGUUCCAGGUCCGAACUACAGGACCAGUCAACAAUCUCACCGGCCAGCCCGUCAAGGGUCGUGCCAAGGGAGGUGGUAUCCGUGUUGGAGAGAUGGAGCGCGAUUCGCUUAUCGCGCACGGUGCCGCUUAUAUCCUGCAGGAUCGACUCAUGAACUGCUCGGAUUCCCAGCGUGCUUGGAUCUGCCGCGACUGUGGCUCUUUCCUCAGUACGCAGGUUGCUGUGUCGAGUGCGGGGUCGAGCAAGGCGAGACUUGCUGCGAAGAGUUCGUCGGGCUCUGCGGCGCUCGGGGGCAACGCGGGCAUUGUGCGGUGUAGGCGGUGCGCGAGGGAAGCUGUCUAUGAGGACUCCCGCGCGGUCGUUUGGGAAGAUGGAGAGGGUAAGAGGUUUGUUGGCGGUGACAAUGUCACUGUUGUUGCUGUUCCUGGUGUCCUGAGGUAUCUGGAUGUGGAGCUUGCGGCGAUGGGUAUUCGCAUGAAGUUCCGGGUUGAUAAUUGA
This is a messenger RNA of Aspergillus mulundensis, 3753 nucleotides long. Its product is annotated as DNA-directed RNA polymerase I core subunit RPA135. Bases 1 to 3753 code for a protein of 1250 amino acids. The transcript has 2 exons. NCBI's taxonomy places the organism in Eukaryota, Fungi, Ascomycota, Eurotiomycetes, Eurotiales, Aspergillaceae. Gene Ontology annotation, biological process: DNA-templated transcription. Gene Ontology annotation, cellular component: nucleus; RNA polymerase I complex. The record is from RefSeq and is a predicted model, not a curated record. Gene Ontology annotation, molecular function: DNA binding; DNA-directed RNA polymerase activity; ribonucleoside binding.